CUUCAACCCAACUGGCCUCAGAUAUUCAGAGGUGAGAAAAUGACUCUGAGAUGUGAGAUCCAGGGAGGUGGAGACACUGGGUGGACAUAUGAAUGGAGUACACCCAACGGAUACACACGUCCAGCAGGAAAAUAUUAUAUUAUUAGCAGUGCUACUGGGUACCACAGUGGAGAAUACAGAUGUAUGGGUAGAAGAGACUCCUAUUCCUCAACACAGUGGAGUGAUGUCAUCACACUGGAAGUCUUGUCAUACACACCAUCAGCCAGACUGAGUGCUGACAAGAGAGAUAUUCCAGCAGGGGGCAGUGUGACGCUGACCUGCUCUAUGAGCCCAUCAUCAUCAUCUGGUUGGACAUACUUCUGGUACAGAGGAGAGAAAACCUCUGAACUCCUGACCGCACAAGAUUAUAUCUUCCUCUCAGAUGGACAUAUCCGUGUCUCACAGGGAGGACUCUACUGGUGCAGAGGAGGAAGAGGGGACCCUGUUUACUACACAGAGUACAGUGAUUCAAUCGUUAUCAACAAAAUACUUUCCAACAAAGCCACUGUGACCCUUCAACCCAACUGGCCUCAGAUAUUCAGAGGUGAGAAGAUGACUCUGAGAUGUGAGAUCCAGGGAGGUGGAGACACUGGGAGGGCAUAUAAAUGGAGCACACCCAGCGGAUACACAAUUCCAACAGGAAAAGAUUAUAUUAUCAGCAGUGCUGCUGAGUACCACAGUGGAAAAUACAGCUGUAUGGGUAGAAGAGACUCCUAUUCCUCAACACAGUGGAGUGAUGUCAUCACAUUGACAGUCUUGUCAGACAGACCAUCAGCUGAAGUGAUGGCUUACAACAGAGACAUUCCUGUAGGGGGCAGUGUGACCCUGACCUGCUCUGUGAACCCAUCAUCAUCAUCAUCAUCAUCGUCUGGUUGGACAUACUUCUGGUACAGAGGAGAGAAAUCCUCUGAACCUCUGACCACACAAGAUGAUGUCUUCCUCUCAGAUGGACAAAUCAGUGUCUCACAGGGAGGACUCUACUGGUGCAGAGGAGGAAGAGGGGACCCUGUUUACUACACAGAGAACAGUGAUUCAAUCCCAAUCAACAAAAUACUCACAAACAGAGCUGUUGUGACUCUGCAUCCCAACUGGCCUGAGAUAUACUCUGGAGAGAUGAUCACACUGACAUGUGAAAUUGAGAACAGAGGAGACAAUGACUGGGAGUAUGAGUGGAUACCCAGCUCAAAUACACUUCAGAAACAAAGUAAACACAUGACUGGAUCUGCUUCCUUAUCACACAGUAGAGACUACUGGUGUAAGGGCAAAAUGAAAGGUGAAAUGUCUUCAACAAGGUGGAGUGAUGUUUUCACAUUGAGUGUAUCUUCCAAACCUCAGCCUGUCCUCACUGUGUCUCCAUUAUGGCUGAGUCCUGGAGCCUCAGUAACUCUGAACUGCAGUGUUGAACAUCCAUCUGCAGGAUGGAGGUUCUUCUGGUAUAAGGCUGUUCCCAAACUGUCAGACAGCUCCUACAGCUAUGAGCUGAUACCUGGCAGCAUCAAUGGGACUGAACAGGAUUCCUACAUUGUUGAUGGAGAGACACACACAGCAGGAUAUGUGUGCAGAGCUGGAAGAAGAGAUCCAGUGUAUUAUACUUAUUACAGUGAACCUAAGUUUGUCUGGUCUGGAGAUGUUCAUUCAUCUGCGUCUCUCACAGUGAGUCCAGACAGAGUUCAACACUUCACCACUGACUCUGUCUCACUGAACUGUGAAGGAAACUCUACUGAGUGGAGAGUGAAGAAGUUAACUGAAUCUGGCAACAUAUUAUUCUGCCAAAACUGGGGGACAAUGACUGGAUCCACAUGCAGCAUAAAGCGUUACCAGCCCAGUAAUGCAGUGUACUGGUGUGAGUCUGGAUCAGGAGAGUUCAGCAACGCAGUCAACAUCACUAUAUCAACUAAAUAUAUUAUCCUGGUGAGCCCUGUCCGUCCUGUGACCGAGGGAGAUUCUGUUAGUCUUAGCUGCAGAAUAAGAAGCCAAACAUUUGCUUCCAAGGUGUUUUUCUAUCAAAAUGACAAACUCAUUCAAAAUGACACCAGAAGGGAGCUAAAUAUCUCUGCAGUGUCAAAGUCAGAUGAAGGCUUUUAUAAGUGUGAAUACUCACAAAAAGUGUCAGCACAGAGUUGGAUGUCAGUUAAAGGAGUCUCCAGGCCUGAAAGCUCUUCAUCUCCUGUACUGAUGAUUAUUGGGCUGGUUUUUGGAAUUGUACUUGUUAUUCUUCUGCUCCUUUUGUAUUGCUACAGACGGUCUAAAGAUUCAUGCUUUAUCAGGCCAGUCCAGUCUGAGAGCACCAAUCGGGGCUCUGCUCCAAGUCACAUGGUCAACCAGAAUGAGGCUCAACAGAAUGAAGAUCCCUCUCCUCUCUGUGGUGACGCUCGUCUCUAUGAAUCAAUUAAAGGCUCUGAAGCUCCUCUCUAUGAAUCAGUUAAAGGCUCUGAAGCUCGUCUCUAUGAAUCAAUUCAAGGCUCUGAAGCUCGUCUCUAUGAAUCAGUUAAAGGCUCUGAAGCUCGUCUCUAUGAAUCAAUUCAAGGCUCUGAAGCUCCUCUCUAUGAAUCAAUUCAAGGCUCUGAAGCUCUUCUCUAUGAAUCAAUUCAAGGCUCUGAAGCUCGUCUCUAUGAAUCAAUUAAAGGCUCUGAAGACGCUGAUAAUGAUACAGCUGAAUCCCAGGAUGCCACCUAUUCAUUGAUUGAACUUAAAAACUUUGGAAGGAAGGGGAAACGCCAUGAACCAGAGGAGAGUUGUCUUUACUCUGAUGUGAAUAUAGGAACUCCAGGAAAAUCAACUGCAUCAGCAACUGAUGGAACUUCUCUCUGAAGUUAAACCAGGAACAGCUCUUGUUAUUCAAUUCAAAAUGUAUUUGUCACAUGGGAUUGAACAACACACCAGUCCUUGUCCUCCUUUUCUUCUCCUCCGCUCUGUCAGACUUUGCAUAUAGAGACAGAGUCACCUGGUGAAAUGGCACUGGCCAAGUUACAGUGAACAUCCUGAUAUCCUGUUGAAAACUGAUGCGGCACAGAGGUCGUCCAGUUUAUUUCCAACAUCUGUACAAUGGCUAGCAGGAUGCUAGUUCAGCUGGUGCUCAUUCUUCUCCAUCUUUUCCUCGAUGUUUACUGAUGUUUACAUUUGAGAACCUUGACCUGGCUAGCUAGCAGCUAGCAGCUAGGUAGCAGAGGAGAGUUUACAGAAUGCUGAAUCGAUGAUCAUCCUGAUGAGAGACUCGCAGCCACACGCCAUCAUCGUCCAAAGUUAACCACAAAAAGCACCACCAACACGCUGACAGAGAGGCGACUGGAAGCGUCUGUGCUUAACUUGUGGAUUUAAUUAGUCCGAGCACGAGCACAAGACUAUUGAUGCUUAUUCUCAUUUAAUAUUAAUGCACUGCAUUAUCUUUAUUUUGUACAGUCAUUUUGUCAUUUAUUUUUUGUAGGUAACUUUGAAUCCAAGUUAUUCCAAAGAGCAGCAUAAGUAUAUUUGAGCUUUAGUUACCAGCUGCUGGCAGUGAUGGCCAAAUGAGGCCUCAUGAAGCACUGUUUUUAUUUUCUGAAGCCACCAGAUGGCGAUGUCUGUUCAACAAAAGCUUGAAAGCACACUUCACUGUAAGUCCAUCAGCCUUUAUCUUUAAACCAAGAGUGCCAUCUGGUGGGGAGAGAAAGUAAAGAAAAUGGUUCAUGAGGCUUCAUUUGGCCAUCACUAGCUGCUGGUGCAGCUUUAAAGUCAGCAUCUUUUAUAGCGUUAGAUAAGAUAGAUCCAGGAUGGACAUUACAAACUACUUUAAUAUACAGUAUGUAAUAAUCUGCUAUCAGACAACAUAUCCUAUUACAUGUACAUGUUUUCCUCUGUCUUAAAAAUAUAUUUAUAACUACUGUGCAUAUUUUAUUUUCACCUGAUUGAAUUUGAUAUUUUUAGUUUUUAAUUAUUUUUGUAUUCUAUGCUUCAAUAAAGUUUAUUUUUUCAGGAGUAAGCUGCUAGUUGUAUUUUUAGUUUUUUUUUCAAAUUUUCUUCAAUUCUUUUUUACUGGACAUCUGAACUGGAUAAACACAUCCCACAGUAGCCUCCUGACACUAUCUUGGCAAAAGCCUUAAAGUGGACUUGGUAUUGAUUUUCAGGAACUAUUUCUUUGGUUAAAAUAAGUUCCAAACUGUUCACGUUUUUCAAAUUCAGUUCAUCUGUAUUGUAUUGAGAUGAAGGCAGAUA
Molecule: messenger RNA, 4230 nt
Organism: Epinephelus fuscoguttatus (brown-marbled grouper)
Lineage: Eukaryota; Metazoa; Chordata; Actinopteri; Perciformes; Serranidae
Product: Fc receptor-like protein 5
Exons: 16
Coding region: 40-2850 (936 amino acids)
Biological process (GO): cell surface receptor signaling pathway
Molecular function (GO): transmembrane signaling receptor activity
Source: RefSeq, a predicted model, not a curated record